AAUAUCGGGUUGCAUUCUUUCAACUAGAUCCAAUCAAGCAAAUUGGGCGUUCGUGCUACCAAAUUAACAAACAAGACGAUGCUUUGAUUACUUUACCAAAAAUUGUCCAACAGAACACAAUAAUUAACCCAAUAAAAAAUUACCCAUUUGCAGGUUUCUUCUUCUCUGUCUCUGAGACCCUCUUCUAGGUGGUCAAUUGAGCCUGCAGAGGAGAGAGAAAGAAGAAAAUUCUCAACUAAAAAUGGCGCAACAAAGUAGUGGUAUACCCUUGAUAGAAAUCUACUGGUCUUUGGUUGAUAAAGCUGAUAAGAAGUUCUCCAAGAUCAGGGACUUGCCCCUUUAUGAACGCAACAGGUUUGACACGUAUUUUUAUAAAGUAUUCAAAGUCUAUACAGAGUUAUGGAAGUUUCAGCAAGAAAAUCGGCAGAAGCUGGUAGAAGGUGGGCUCAAGAGAUGGGAGAUCGGUGAGAUUGCUUCUCGAAUUGCUCAGCUUUAUUUUGGACAGUAUAUGCGCACAAGUGAGGCAAGUUAUUUGUCAGAAUCAUAUGUAUUCUAUGAUGCAAUAUUGACAAGGGAGUAUUUCAAGGAGGGCUUGUCUCAAGAUCUUAAUCUUGCAAAUAAACAAUUGAGGUUUCUUGCUAGAUUCAUUACAGUAUGUCUACUGCUGAACCGUCGACAUAUGGUUCAUCAGUUGGUUAAUCACUUGAAGAUUUUGCUUGAUGAGUGCAAGCGGACUUUUCAGGAAGCUAACUUCAGAGAAUGGAAGGUGGUGGUCCAAGAAAUAGUUAAAUUUCUGAAAGCUGACACCAAUUUUUUGAACAUCAGGCCUCUGAGAUAUAGUCUUGUUCUUGAUCAUCAUCCGGACACUCUACCGCAUGUUUCCUCACUCAACUUAAAGAAAAAUCUAAGAUUACGGGAUGCAGUACUAAGUAGCUACCAUUCUAACGAGGUAAAAUAUUCAGACCUUACCCUUGACACUUACAGAAUGCUCCAGAGUCUAGAAUGGGAGCCUUCUGGUGCAUUUUACCAUUCAGGAGGUGGUGCGGGUCAAAAUGGAACAACAAAAACUAGUAGCAGUAACUACACACAAGAUAUUUCUGAUCCCACCUUGCCACCUAAUCCACGGAAAGCUGUCCUGUAUCGCCCGUCUGUUACACAUUUCAUUGCGGUUCUGGCAACAGUUUGCGAUGACCUUCCAUCUGAUGGUGUUCUCUUCAUCUAUCUGUCAGGGAAAAGUGGACCAUUUUUCUCAUCUUCGUCUGGUGCUGGCAGCCGUCUUGGUCCUGAGAGCAAUGUCAAGAGCCUUCAAUCCCAGACCACCAUGCAUGUAACUCCCAUUACUGACGGGCUAAGUCAUUUAUCUGGACAAGGCAAAGAAGUUUUUUUAAAUAGCCCCUUAGACUGCAUACAUAUUGGGUCCCGCGGAAAUGAAGGUUCAAAUUACAUUUACCCUUCUGACUUACUCCCAUUUACAAGAAGGCCGCUAUUCAUUGUUAUCGACAGCGAGAGCAGUGGGUCAUUCAAGAUUAUAAGUGGGUCAGAAAAAGGAGAACCAGCUGCUAUGCUCUUAUCUCCAAGGUCUUCACCACCAACUUCCACUGGUGAAUGGUCUUGGCAUUUGAACGGGAGCCUGUUUACCAUCUUUCUCACGGCUCCUAUUCAGGCUUUCUGCCUGCUGCUGGGUUUUUCUGGGUCUGAUAUUCAAAUGGAUGGGUUCGAAAUUGCCGACAAACUUCUCUCUUCUUCUUUAAGUGAAUGGGGAUUGACUUUAGCUACAUCAGGCUUUCUUGAUCCUGUUUGGUCUCAAGUUUUCUGCGAUCCAUUCCUCAGGCGACUCCUACUUAGAUUCAUAUUUUGCCGUGCAGUGCUUACCCUGUAUGCUCCUACACAGAAGAAGGGUGAAUUCAUUCCCCAGUGCCUGCCUUCUCUCCCAGAAAAUGUUCAACCCUCAUCACCUGCAAUUCAAUCUAUAAUUCUGCAAAUUGCAAAUAUUUUUGAUGCCUCGAGCAGUUUCAUCUUCUCAGAGAAUAUUGUGCCUCAUGAAAGCAGCCACAUUUCUCAAGAAUAAAGUCCUUAUCUAUGAAGCACUGAGAAACGCUAAAAAAUCUAAGGUUAGAAUUGAGCUUUCAAUGCCAAGAACCAAUCUCGGUAAAAGCAAUGGAUAAAGCCUGUUGCAUCGCAGCAUUUCUGUUGGGCUGAGUACUUGCUUCUCCAAGUGUGAACCGGUCUCAUUUGUGCUUAGCGGCUUGACAACGACAACCAGGUCAUUGCUUCAUUCGCCUCCUACUCAAAAAUUACUGUUGGCUGGCAUCAGUGUUGUAGUGCAAGUUUUUUUACGAAUUGAGAUGUUAACCAACCAAUCGUCCUCAUGUAAAGUAAAUCUUCAUUUUUAAUGUAUUGAUGAAUCUGCUUCUUAUUUGGCCCCCCAUAAAUCUUUACAAAAUUGUUUCAGCAGUUAGAUUCAACAUGUAUAUAUAUUCUCUUAUGUC
Spinacia oleracea (spinach) is the source of this 2489-nucleotide messenger RNA. RefSeq lists its product as uncharacterized. NCBI's taxonomy places the organism in Eukaryota, Viridiplantae, Streptophyta, Magnoliopsida, Caryophyllales, Amaranthaceae. Gene Ontology annotation, molecular function: transcription corepressor activity. The transcript is spliced from 11 exons. Gene Ontology annotation, biological process: DNA-templated transcription. The record is from RefSeq and is a predicted model, not a curated record. The coding region runs from base 242 to 2068 and encodes 608 amino acids.